AACUUCGUCGCAUCUAAAGUGAAACAUAAAUACGAGUUUCCCGUGAAGCGGAUUCUUUUAACGAGUGACCGAAAGGAAGGUUCAGAUAGUGGAAAUGGACUGGGAAUGAAAAUAGCUGGAGGAAGAGAAAUUCCUGGAAGUAAUGGAAUGAUAGGAGCAUUUAUUGUGGAAGUAUCUCCAGGGGGAGUAGUGGAAACAUUAGGAGAGGUACAAGAAGGUGAUCUGGUUUUGGAAUGGAAUGGCAUCCCUCUAACGGGAAGAACAUACGAUGAUGUUCAGCGUAUUACAAAAUCGACAAGGGAGGAAGUGGAAAUUGUAAUUCAAAGGAUGGAACCACAGGCUAUUAGAAAUGAGCCAGAAACAACCAGUAAUCAUAAGCACGAACCAAGAAGCCUGCCGUCUUCCUUUGAAUCAGGAGAUAAGUACCUCAGUAGUAGCUCUUCUCACAGUACAGUUGAUGGACUAGUCUCUAAGGAGCAGCAUCGUAAAGGUAAGUUGAAACCGACAGAUAAGUACCUCUGUAACAGUUCACAUCACAGUUAAUGG
Limulus polyphemus (Atlantic horseshoe crab) is the source of this 546-nucleotide messenger RNA. RefSeq names its product protein piccolo-like. Gene Ontology annotation, cellular component: axon; glutamatergic synapse; cytoskeleton of presynaptic active zone. Gene Ontology annotation, biological process: presynaptic active zone assembly; protein localization to synapse. The transcript has 4 exons. The record is from RefSeq and is a predicted model, not a curated record. NCBI's taxonomy places the organism in Eukaryota, Metazoa, Arthropoda, Merostomata, Xiphosura, Limulidae. Gene Ontology annotation, molecular function: structural constituent of presynaptic active zone; protein binding. The annotation marks the transcript as partial.